Messenger RNA from Coprinopsis cinerea okayama7#130, 1494 nucleotides. RefSeq lists its product as hypothetical. NCBI's taxonomy places the organism in Eukaryota, Fungi, Basidiomycota, Agaricomycetes, Agaricales, Psathyrellaceae. The transcript has 16 exons. Gene Ontology annotation, molecular function: transmembrane transporter activity. Gene Ontology annotation, cellular component: membrane. The coding region runs from base 1 to 1494 and encodes 497 amino acids. The record is from RefSeq and is a predicted model, not a curated record. Gene Ontology annotation, biological process: transmembrane transport.
AUGUCCAAGAAGACGUCCGCUGAAGUGUUAGAGAAAGGGAGUAUCUCGGGGUCGGCGUCUAUUGUCGACGACCCCCCUUCUGGUGGAACAAUGACGAGAAUCGAUCCGGACGCUGAGAGAAGACUGGUGCGGAAACUGGACUGGAGGCUUCUACCUUUGUUCACCUUAAUCUACAUGGCCAAUUUUAUUGAUAGGACUGCUAUCGGUAAUGCCAGAGUGGCAGGACUUGAGAAGGAUCUGGGUAUGUCGGGGUCCGAUUUCAACAAAGCAUUGACGGUGUUCUAUAUCUUCUACACCGCCUCGGACAUCCCCUCAAACCUUAUUCUGAAGCGCUUUGGCACCGUCUGGCUAGCGGUGCUAGUCGUAGCAUUCGGACUUGUUGCACUGGGCUCAGCGUUCAUGACAUCGUAUGCAGGACUAAUCGUGACUCGUGUGUUCCUUGGGUUAUCUGAAGGAGGGACGUUGUGUGGAUUGGUGUACACUCUAUCUCAGUUCUAUCGGCGUCACGAGUUGGUGCUAAGGAUAGGUAUCUUUUUUGGGCUGGCACCGAGUCUAUCAGGAGCUUUUGGAGGUCUCCUUGCCUCUGGGCUUCUUCGGGUGGACGACAUGGGCAGCAUCAAUUCUUGGCGCAAGAUCUUACUAGUGGAAGGAAUAAUCACGACCCUCCUUGGAAUAAUUCUUGUUUUCACCAUUCCAUCGGGUCCCCAGACGACUAAGAUGCUGACAGAAGACGAACGUAAUCUGGCCAUUGCGAGAUUGAAGGAGGAUCGAAAGGUUCAAGGUGAUAAAUUGAAGGAGAGGACGACGCUACGACUAGUCCUGCAUUCCUUCAACGUACAUACGGUGGUAUGCAUCAUCCUGUUCAUCAUCUUAAACGUCUCGUUCCAGGGCCUGAGUAUAUUCCUGCCAACAAUCGUCAACGGGCUUGGGACAUACUCGACGGUCGAAGUCCAACUCCGAACCGUUCCUCCUUAUUUGAUCAGCGCACUUUGGGCUAUCGCCAGUGGAGUUGCGAGUUUCAGAUUUCGCAAUCGAUUCGCUGCGGUUUUUGCCUCCCUUCUCCUUCUCGUCAUUGGUUACUCGAUUGCAAUUGGGACGACCGAUACUCGUGCACGGUACGGUGCCUGUUUCUUAAUGGUCGCUGGAGGUGGAGCAGGUGGGCCAAUGGUCAUGACCUGGGGAACAGAGAACGCUUCUCCAGACACCAUGCGCGCUGUGGCUAGCGCAGCCAUUCCUGGGUUUGGCGCCCUAGGUGCAAUCGUCUCAGUAUGGACGUACGUCCCCUCAGACGCACCGAAGUACCUGAAUGGGAAUGCUGCCAAUCUUGGCUGUGCGUGCUUGGCAUGCGUUCUCAGUAUCUUCCUCGUACUUUACUUGAGGUGGGAAAAUCGGCGUCGAGACGCUGGAAAGAAGGACCAUGUAGUUGAAGGAAAGUCGCAGGAGGAGUUGGAGAAUAUGGGGUACAAACAUCCCGAGUUCAGAUAUCAAUUGUAG